Molecule: messenger RNA, 1716 nt
Organism: Dictyostelium discoideum AX4
Lineage: Eukaryota; Evosea; Eumycetozoa; Dictyosteliales; Dictyosteliaceae
Exons: 2
Coding region: 1-1716 (571 amino acids)
Biological process (GO): phosphorelay signal transduction system
Source: RefSeq, a predicted model, not a curated record
AUGGGAAGUUUAAGAAAUAUUUGUAUUAGUGAAAUCAUUUCAGUGAUAAAAAGUGAAACAGCAGAUGAAAAUGAUAAUAAAUUCUUAAAACAUGGUAUUCAAAAUUUAACACCCGAUUUAUUAGAGGAUAUUUUGAAUAGAUUAAAGGAAAUAGAACAUUGGGGAUUUAAUAAUCAAACGUUUGAUCUUAUUUUAGAUUCAAAUAUAAAUCACUUAAAUCUUAGAAAUGAACAAGGAAUUGAAUUUAAUAAGAAAUUUAACCAAUUAAUAAUUGAUAAUGAUAAUAAUACAUCCAAGAGUUUAUAUUUUAGUUUAAUAAAAUUAAAUUUAUCAUUCCAACCGAAAAUAAUUGAUUCAUCAUUAUUUAAAUUUUUAAAUUGUUUCAAAAAUUUAAAAGAAUUAAAUAUAUCAUAUUGUACAUUGGUCGAUUGUACAACUAUUACCAAUACCUAUAAUAUUUCAAAAUCAUUAGUAUCUCUUAAUUUAAGAGGUUGUUCUAGUAUGUCAUCUAUUGGUUAUAAAAAUAUUGGUAAAGAAUUAAUUAAUUUAAAAGAAUUAAUAUUAUCAAAAACCAAUAUUACCAAUAAAGAUUUGGAAUAUUUCAAAGAUUUAAAGAGUUUAACAUCAUUAAAACUUAAUCAUUGCCAUGAAAUUUCAAAGGAUGGAUUAGAGCAUAUCUCAAAAUUUUCAAAUUUACAAUCAUUGUUUCUAUCAUAUUGUUCAUUACUUCAAGCACCAAAUUCAUUUAAGUCAUUAUCUGAAAACAAAUCAAAUAUUUCAGCAUUAACUAUUUCAUUUUGUUUAAUUGAUGAUCUUUCAAUUGGUACUGUUGUAAUUAAUAACAACAAUAAGAACCAUUCAAAGAAUUUUAAAGGAGAAAUUGAAACAACCAAUGAUUUAGUUAAAAUAAAGUCAUUGACAUCAUUGUCGAUUAGACUUAAUAGAAUGACUCCAAACUUCUUGAAAUCAUUAUCAAGAGAAAAGGAAUUAUUAAAGAAAUUAAAGAAAUUGGAUUUGAGACAAUCAGGUAUCAUUGAGGAAGCGUCUGCCCUAUGGCUAUAUCCAUAUAUGUGUGACCUUGACUCAUCUGAGCUUUAUAUUAGCAACAAUAAUAAAAAAUCGAAAUUCCUUUGCAAUGGUGGUAGAAUUGAUUUACAACAACUCUACCACUCUUUCUAUCCAAUAGAGAGUAAAGAUCAGGUUCAAUUGAAUAGAUCAAGUUUAAGGCUAUCGAUAUUGGAGCGUCAAGAACAUUCUCCGUUGAUCUUGUUGGGCGAAGACGAAAAAUUUCAAGCCACCAUAGUCAAGGACGUUUUGGAGAGAAAGAACUUUGAUGUCAGAAUCGCACCAAAUGGUAAGGUUGCCUAUGAAAUGUUUUGCGAAAAUAGAUUAUUUCAAUUGGUCAUUGUCGAUGUUUUCAUGCCUGUCGUCGAUGGAUUACGUAGUGUUAAGCUAAUUCGUCAAUAUGAAUCCAAUCAUCAAAUUGAAAGAUGUCCAAUUAUAAUCUGUAGCGGCAAUGAAUCUAUAAUUAGAUCUGGUAAUAACUCUCAAGAUACCGGUGGUGAUGCUUUCGUCUCAAAACCUUUUAGGCCAAGUUUAAUUGAUUUAGUCUAUAAAUUGAUUGGUAAAAAAAAUAAUAAUAAAAAAAAUAAUAAUAAUAAUAAUAAUAAUAAUAAUAAUAAUAAUAAUAAUAACAUACUAAUAAUUAAUAAUUAA